Punica granatum (pomegranate) is the source of this 1654-nucleotide messenger RNA. NCBI's taxonomy places the organism in Eukaryota, Viridiplantae, Streptophyta, Magnoliopsida, Myrtales, Lythraceae. The record is from RefSeq and is a predicted model, not a curated record.
CUCCUCCUCUAAAGAGACAAACAAGCCCAAAGUCCUGCCUUUUACUUUUCAAAAUCUCUCUCUGGGUCCCUGUUUUCUUGAUUUCUCCCUCUCUCUCUCUCUCUCUCUUGCUGUUGGAAAUCAACUGUGAGAAAGAAGAGCACAGCCCAGAGAGGGGAGGGAGGAGAGGAGAGGAGAGGAGAGGAGAGGAGGGGGAAUGGAGAGCUUAGCCCUGUGGCAAGGGGCGACUCUCUGUGGGAUCCUGACAUGGAUUUUCCUGUCUUCAUAUUUGAAUCUGACCGAAAAGCUUAGAUCUUUAACCCAGCCUUGGGUUACCCGCCAUGUGAUUGCCGGGACCCCUCUCAUCCUCCAGAUCCAGAAGUACCCGCACAGGGUCUUGGAUGCCUUCUUCUCUGGGCUGUCGUGUGUUGUUUCUGUGCCCUUCUACACAGCUUUCCUCCCCUUGCUCUUCUGGAGUGGUCAUGGGAAGCUAGCAAGGCAGAUGACCCUUUUGAUGGCCUUCUGUGAUUAUAUGGGCAACUGUGUAAAGGAUGUGGUAUCUGCUCCGAGGCCAAGUUCCCCAUCUAUUAGGAGAAUUACAGCUACGAAAGAUGAAGAAGAGAAUGCAAUGGAAUACGGAUUACCUUCUUCUCAUACCCUAAACACAGUUUGCCUAUCUGGGUACCUCUUGCACUAUGUCCUCUCUUAUAAUGAAAAUAACGGCCCCCUCAUGGAAGUUGCUGGACUCGCCGUUGUUUGCUUGUUUGUUGGGCUGAUUGGACUAGGAAGGGUUUACCUCGGUAUGCACAGUCCAAUUGAUAUCAUGGGUGGACUUGCCUUUGGAUUGGUCAUCCUUGCAUUUUGGCUAAAAAUUCACUCUUAUGUCGACAACUUUAUUGUUGCCGGACAGAAUGUGACUUACUUUUGGACUGCCCUCAGCUUCUUGCUGCUUUUUGCAUAUCCCACUCCCGAGUUUCCAACUCCGAGUUUCGAGUACCACACAGCCUUCAAUGGCGUAGCUUUGGGAAUUGUUUCAGGGGUCCAGCAGACUUAUAAUCAAUUCCACCACGAAGCGGUCCCAAGGAUAUUUACUCCACAGCUCACAAUCCUGGCCUUCGCGGGAAGAAUGCUCGUGGGGAUCCCAACAAUCCUUAUGGUCAAAUUCUGCAGCAAAGCUCUCGCCAAGUGGAUCCUUCCCGUGGUAUCAAACACCCUCGGGAUUCCCAUCCGCUCCACCACCUACAUCCAGGCACUAAAUGGCUCCGUGGCUGAUAAAAUGCCUGACAAUGUCAAGCAGCCAUCGAGUUACCUGCAGAAGCUGUUGUACUCCCACCAGUCCUCUUUUGAUGUGGACACAGGCAUUAGAUUCUUACAGUAUGCUGGCCUUGCUUGGUCCGUUGUGGAUCUCGUCCCAUCAAUCUUCUCAUACUUACACUUGUGACGGCUUCAUUAUAUUUUUUUGUAUAUAUAUCUAUAUAUAAGCAUUAGCUUGCCUGCAAGGGUCUGGAAGACCAGAACAACGAACUCGAGCUUGUAAUGUGAAAUCAUAUAUUUUUUGGUCUAGCAGUAGGGAUCUCAAUUUUUUUGACGCAUCAAAAGUUUGAGCUGUUAUAUGUAAGGUUCAGGGAUAACUAUGACAACGUUAUUGGCAAGAAGUUGUAAUAAUGUCAGCAAA